This is a messenger RNA of Strongylus vulgaris, 498 nucleotides long. The record is from the annotation of a GenBank genome assembly. Lineage: Eukaryota; Metazoa; Nematoda; Chromadorea; Rhabditida; Strongylidae.
AUGGUGGUUCAAGAAAAUUCCACCGCAAUUCUCAUGUUGUGCAAUUUUAUUGAGCAGGUGACAGAAUUAGGAGUUGAAAUCAGUUUUAUUUUGAAAGCAAAAAAGUGUGCCGAGUAUUUCCCAACGGAGGAAGGGCCACCACUAGUGUUUGAAGGGAAUGUUAGCGUCCAGCUAAAAAGACAGUAUCCAAAAAACAAGAAGAAUGGCGGCCAAAGGGGCGUGGCUUGGGCGGAGUCAACAGUCAACUUUCAAAUUAAUAAUGAUCUGAAUUUCCCAUUCCCCUUUGAAACAAAAGUGAAAGUAAUGGUAAGACAACUGGAAGUAAGCGUACCCGACCAGCCAAUUCAUACGUGUACGCAUUAUCAUUGGAUGGACUGGCCGGACCGUGGAGUGCCAGAAGCUGAUUUGGCACCCGUUUCUCUUUUGGCAAGAUUAAAGGAGUGCACAACACCCAUAAUAGUGCAUUGCUCAGCUGGGAUUGGAAGGACAGGAUCUAUA